This is a messenger RNA of Drosophila eugracilis, 1528 nucleotides long. Its product is annotated as chromatin assembly factor 1 subunit A. The transcript has 3 exons. Bases 444 to 1361 code for a protein of 305 amino acids. The record is from RefSeq and is a predicted model, not a curated record. Lineage: Eukaryota; Metazoa; Arthropoda; Insecta; Diptera; Drosophilidae.
UUUCUUUAUAGAUCGUUUGGUUAUACUUGCUUAUUUUAGAAUAUUUUUAAAGUUUACGGAUGUCUUUAUUAAAAUAUUAAAGUGGGUUAAAAGACAUCUUCAUUGCUUGCAAAAUUGAGUGAAAAUUUUAAACUGUUUUAAGAAAACAAGUCAAAAAAUCUUUUUUGCUCUUUUUGUUUUCAUAAUAUUUAGACUUCAGUGUCCUGCCAUUAUUUGUAAGUUAUCUUUUAAGCCAGAAUUGAACCAGCUUUAAUCCUUUGACUCAAGAAAGCCCAAACGAAUGAAGAAACGCUGGCCGAACGCAGCAACAUUUGAUUUAGACAUCGAUUUGAGAUUUUUAAGUUCGUCACUCGAUAAAAUUUUAUAUUUUAGUAGACAAACACUUGGCAUUUGAAAAUCACUGUUUCCCAAGACCUUGUGGGUCUAGAAGAGGAGCAAGAACCAUGUCUCGUUUCUUAGCAACGGCCAAAGAGCGGCUCCAAAGGGGAUUGCGAUUUGGCCAGAUGUUGAUCCACAACACUGGUCCACAGCAAAUGGCGGCCAAGAAGGCAACGCCACCUAAGACUGGAACUCAACCACCGCCCAAGUCCGCCAAGCCGCCCAAGUGUCCUGGUGGCGAUAAGGAUAUGAAGCGAAAGCCAGGUUUCUUUGCCAGUGGCGGUCAGCAUGCUGUGCUCAGUGAUUGCCCAAAGCCAGAUGGUGACUUCAUGAGGGCCUGGUCGGCGAAGAACGGUCGCUAUAACCUAAUCCUUAUCUCGGGUAUCCUUGCAGCAGGGGGAUCCUUGGGCUUUGCCCUGUCUUCAGGUGCCCUAUGUCUAAACUGGGUCCUUCCCGAGUACCCUUACACCGAGGACGAGAUGGAGGACUUCGAGAUCGAGGAGGAGCGCCGGCGGGAGGAGAAGGAGGCCCGCGAAGAGCGCCACCAGGAUGCUGUGGAGGCCCGUGAGUUGGGCAUACGCCGUCGACGAGCCAAGGAGGCGAUGGAACGCGAGGUGGAACUGAUGCAGCGCGACAUGGACGGUGGCAUCACCGAAUCCGAAUUGAAUGAGCUGCAGCGUCUGGCCGCCGAGCGCGAAGCUUUCGAGUUGUGGGAAAAGGAGGAAAUAAAGCGGCUGGAAGAGCAGGAGAAGGAGCGUGAGAAGAUCCGGAAGGAGAAGGCCAAGGUCAGGGCCGAAAGGGACAAGGAGCGUGAAAAAAAGCGGAAGGAGAAGGAGGCCCAGCUCGAAAAGGAGGAGGCUGAGCGCGAGAAAAAACGCGAGAAGGCGCGCAAGGAACGCGAAAAGGCCGAAAAGGAGAAGCAAAAGGAAAAGGAGAAGGCCGAAAAGGAGGCUGAGAAGGCCAAGAAGGCGGCCGGAUAUUAAAUCCUUUUUCACCCAUUUCAAUUUAUGUACUUUGCCGGCAGUAACAACACGGCAGCUACGUUUUAGUUGGGCCAAAACCAAAGACGUCCAGAAAGAAUGUAGCCCCAAAAAACUAAACAAAUUGUUGAAUAAAUUAACAAAAUUGGUUACUGUUGGCCUGAAAUCAA